Messenger RNA from Akanthomyces muscarius, 1161 nucleotides. RefSeq lists its product as uncharacterized. Gene Ontology annotation, biological process: nucleotide-excision repair; proteasome-mediated ubiquitin-dependent protein catabolic process. Gene Ontology annotation, cellular component: nucleoplasm; cytosol. The record is from RefSeq and is a predicted model, not a curated record. The transcript has 7 exons. NCBI's taxonomy places the organism in Eukaryota, Fungi, Ascomycota, Sordariomycetes, Hypocreales, Cordycipitaceae. Bases 1 to 1161 code for a protein of 386 amino acids. Gene Ontology annotation, molecular function: polyubiquitin modification-dependent protein binding; damaged DNA binding; ubiquitin binding.
AUGAAGGUUACCUUUAGAGAUCUCAAGCAGCAGAAAUUCACCCUCGAAGUCGAGCCCACAGACCUGAUCUCCGCCGUCAAGGAGAAGAUUUCUGCCGAAAAGGGAUGGGACCCUAAGCAUCAGAAGCUCAUCUACUCAGGCAAGAUUUUGAAGGAUGAGGAGACAGUCGCCUCGUACAACAUUGAGGAGAAGGGCUUCGUUGUCUGCAUGGUGAACAAGCCCAAGGAAAAGCCAGCUGCUGCUGCGCCGUCCGCCGCUGCUCCUCCCGCCACACCAGCCCAACCCGUCGCAGGCACUCCCGCCGUCCCUGCUGCUCCUAACCAGUCGUCCGUUGCUCAAAGUAAUGCGCCUCCCGCGACACCGACCCCCAACCGCGGCACCGAUGCCGAGGCCCCUGCUGGCGGCGACUCGGCCGGUCUCACCAUGGGCGCCGAGCGCGCUGCCGCCAUCACAAGCAUGGAGGCCAUGGGCUUUGAGAGAAGCCAGAUUGAGGCUGCUAUGCGUGCUGCCUUUAACAACCCUGACAGAGCUGUCGAGUACCUUUUGAACGGCAUCCCUGACAACAUCCAACAGGAGCAGCAGGCUCGUCAAGCGGCCGCUGCUGCUGCGUCUGCUGCCCCAGCUGCUGCUGCCCCUCAAACGACACAGACCGGUGGCGAUGAGGAGGGUGGAAGCGUCAAUCUGUUCGAUCUCGCCGCCCAGGCUGGUGGUACUGGUGGAUCCCGUGGCGGCAGCGGCGAUGCUGCUGCUGCUGCUGCUGCUGCUGCCGGUGCUGAUCUCGGAAACCUAGAUUUCCUGCGCACCAACCCUCAGUUCCAACAGCUCCGCCAAGUUGUACAACAGCAGCCCCAGAUGCUAGAGCCUAUCUUGCAACAGCUCGGCGCUGGUAACCCCCAGCUUGCCCAGCUCAUUGCCUCUAACCCCGACGCUUUCCUCCAGCUCCUCGGCGAGGAUGCCGAAGACGACGUCCCUCUGCCUCCCGGCGCCCAGGCCAUUUCUGUCACCGAGGAGGAACGCGAUGCUAUUGAGCGCCUGUGCCGUCUUGGCUUCGACAGAGACCAGGCUAUCCAGGCCUACUUUGCUUGCGACAAGAACGAGGAGCUCGCUGCCAACUUUCUAUUCGACCAGCCCGAAGACGAGCAGCCACCCGCGAGCCAAUGA